This is a messenger RNA of Raphanus sativus (radish), 833 nucleotides long. Its product is annotated as signal peptidase complex subunit 3B. The coding region runs from base 134 to 637 and encodes 167 amino acids. The record is from RefSeq and is a predicted model, not a curated record. The transcript is spliced from 6 exons. Gene Ontology annotation, biological process: protein targeting to ER. Gene Ontology annotation, cellular component: membrane; signal peptidase complex. NCBI's taxonomy places the organism in Eukaryota, Viridiplantae, Streptophyta, Magnoliopsida, Brassicales, Brassicaceae.
UGAAUGAAAAAAAAAAUUAAUUAGCAAAAGAGGCGAAAACAGAAACGUUCUUCUUCUUUUUCUUCCUUCUUCCUUGGAGUGGAUCCGAAGAACGUAAAAAAACAAAACACUAGGCGGGUGAUUAUAAGAGAGGAUGCAUUCUUUUGGGUACAGAGCGAAUGCUCUGCUCACGUUCGCUUUAACGAUACUUGCCUUCAUGUGCGCCAUCGCGUCCUUCUCAGAUAAUUUCAGUAACCAAACUCCUUCUGCUCAAAUCCAGAUAUUGAAUAUCAAUUGGUUUCAGGAGGAACCUCAUGGUAAUGAUGAGGUCAGCUUGACACUGAACAUAACAGCGGACUUGCAGUCACUCUUUACUUGGAACACAAAGCAGGUAUUCGCUUUUGUUGCAGCAGAGUAUAAAACCUCGAAGAAUUCUCUUAAUCAGGUUUCUUUAUGGGACGCCAUAAUACCCGAGAAAGAGCAUGCCAAGUUCUGGAUUCAAAUCUCAAAUAAGUACCCUUUCAUCGAUAAGGGACACAACCUCCGAGGGAAGGACUUCAACUUGACACUGCACUGGCAUGUCAUGCCCAAGACCGGCAAGAUGUUAGCUGACAAAAUAGUCAUGUCUGGUUAUCGUUUACCCGAUGCAUACAGAUGAUUAUUAUGAAAAGCCUCAUGCAUCAAUCUAGGAAAGAAAAAAGAGUUAAUGUUUCAGGUGUCUGAUCUGCAUACAUAAGGUUAUUUAUAUAUAAUUUAGAUUUAUUUUUAUAUUAAAGAUAAUAAGAAGAUAAUUAUGAUGUUGGCUACAUGUGAUUUUGUUUUACUAAAAAUAAAAAAAAUAACAAGAUAGAAAA